GUGCUGUCCAGUUUUCGCCAAUGGCUGGGCUUUUGCCAAGCCGUUCGAUAUUUCUUCUAUGUCUACACCCCGGAACACAAUGUGCAUCGGCAAGCUGGCAGAUCGCUUGUCCUCCUGCAUUACAUCGCAGCUACCGGCAUGUGGUUACUUUUAUGGCUACGGCUCUAUCAGAGGUGGCGCAAGCGAUGCUCCGUCCACCGAUACGGCUACCAGCAAAUCCGCCGCCUCCACCCCACCUGUGCUUGAGCUUUUGGAUAUUUUGACACAUAUCAAAACAGUGAUGAGCACUAAAUUACCUCCACUGAUGCUCGCCGUCUACAAAGACAUGCUCACCCAUACGAUCAACAAGCAUAAUCUGAAUGCCACUAUGCCUACUAUCUCUGGCGACUUGAAGGAGGAUAUAGCCAACCAGUGUGAUGCAAUGUCAAAAUUCUCCGAAAAGGCUGAGAUGUUUAUCCAAACUACCUCCAAACUUGUAGCUGAGUAUAUAGAAUUCACUUCUGACAUCAUCCAAAGCUCUACGCAAACUGUCAAGGACACGUCUGAUAAUAUUCUAAAUGAUCCCCAGAUGGUGCCGUUCAAUAUCGCAGAUUUUGCUGUCGGACCGAGUAAAUAUCUAACCAAAUUAGCACCAGAGUCGAUGCCUUCUUCACAACGAGUGAGGUAUUGGAAGGCUCUACUUUGCUUAUACGCCCCUCCUCUUGUGCAGUAUUUUGUUGAAACAGAAAUCAAGGAUAUAACCGGUCUCACAGAUAUGCUAUGCAAACUUAAUAGGGCUUUCACUAUUAACUCCUCCAUCCAAACUAUUAAUCAAGAAAGGGAGUUCGCAAAUUCAAGUGAUGUUGAGUUGCGUGAUAUCGUAGCAAAGUUUACCGUGCAUCAAAACUACAACUUGCACAACAAGUUCUGCGGUGUUGCGAUGCUGGCUGCUGUUUGUACACAUUCUCAGCAAAUGAGAAUUGUGAAAAUGCUUGGACCAAAGAAUCUACAACCAUUAGCAUCCAUUAACUUUCGUGGCUAUUACUAA
This is a messenger RNA of Linderina pennispora, 1027 nucleotides long. RefSeq lists its product as uncharacterized. Lineage: Eukaryota; Fungi; Kickxellomycota; Kickxellomycetes; Kickxellales; Kickxellaceae. The transcript has 2 exons. Bases 59 to 1027 code for a protein of 322 amino acids. The record is from RefSeq and is a predicted model, not a curated record.